AUGCCAUUUUGUGACGACGAAGAAAAUUGUAUCAACCGCUGUCCUUUUCCUAUCGAUCAUUUUCCCAUUGAUCCAUUUCCCAUUGAUCCUUUUCCCAUCAAUCCUUUUCCCAUUGAUUCUUUUCCCAUCGAUCCUUUUCCCAUUGAUUCUUUUCCCAUAGAUACUUUUCCUAUCGAUCUUUUUCCCAUCGAUCCUUUUCCCAUCGAUCAUUUUCCCAUCGAUCAUUUUCCCAUCGAUCCUUUUCCCAUCGAUCCUUUUCCCAUUGAUCCUUUUCCCAUCGAUCCUUUUCUCAUUGAUUCUUUUCCUAUCGAUCCUUUUCCCGUCGAUCCUUUUUUUAUCCUUUUCCCAUCGAUCCUUUUCCCGGUUGUCUCUUUGAUAGAGAAUGUCCAGAAAGUCCAAACAAUAGGAAGGGAACGGGUUGGCCCGGCACCGCCUACUUCCGGAAACACUCCUCAGCUUCACGACAGCUACAAUCCAGCUACAAAAACUCCACAGAUCUUUGCACUCAAAUGUUCCAACACCGCCUCGUGGUUCGCUACACACAACUCUCUCGAGUGGUCUCCCGCCGUCACAUUUAUCCCAGCGAACACCAACCAAUUUGCAUACGCCCAAGUUCUCCUCUCGUCAAUCCUCGCGGCUACGAGAUCGCGUUUCCAUAAGUCCGACUCACCGUAA
Molecule: messenger RNA, 675 nt
Organism: Acanthosepion pharaonis
Lineage: Eukaryota; Metazoa; Mollusca; Cephalopoda; Sepiida; Sepiidae
Source: the annotation of a GenBank genome assembly